Molecule: messenger RNA, 1992 nt
Organism: Lathyrus sativus (Indian pea)
Lineage: Eukaryota; Viridiplantae; Streptophyta; Magnoliopsida; Fabales; Fabaceae
Source: the annotation of a GenBank genome assembly
AUGACAGUUAUAAGCUAUAAAAAACAACGUCGUGAGCAUAACCCAUCAACCAUGUCUGAUGAGCAGAUUUUGGAGGUGAUUUGUUCAACCCAUGUCUAUAGUGACAUCAAGUUUGAUGCUGAAACUCUGUUCAACAUUGCUAGGAACAUCCUUACGUGUUCAACCAAUGUGGUUGAUAACGUUGUUGUGCAUGGAAAUCAAACAAUUGUGGAGCAAUUAGAUAACAUUAACACCCCUGCUUGCUUCACUUCACCCUUGUGUAUUUUGAAGCAAAUUAAUUCCGAGAUGGCAUGCAAGACACCAGAUGAGGAAAUAGCUAUGAAAACAACACUAGCAAUCUUAAACAAGCUGUCAAACUAUUCAUGGGUUUCAAAAGGAGUGCUUACUCUUUCUGCUUUUUCUAUUGAAUAUGGAGAGUUCUGGCUAUCACAAUAUCUACCAACACAACCGCUUGCAAAAUCAUUAGGCAUAAUCAAGAGAGUGCCUCAACUCACAAAACCUGAAUCCCUCAAAAAACACCACAAUGCAAUUUUGGAGAUCAACAAUCUGAUCAAGGCAACUUUGAAAUUGGUUGAUAUAAUCCUUGAGUUGACAAGACUCAACUCAAGUCAUGACAUCAGGGACGUGCCAGCUCUUGCACCAGCUUUGGAACAAAUCCCAGUUAAUGUCUUUUGGGUUAUCAUCACCAUUGUUGCAAUUGUUACCCAGAUUGAAUGUCUCACUACUGAUUCGGAUAAGAGGAAGGACUUAUCUCAAUUUGGCCAAAGGAUUAACAUAAUAAUCAACAAUUUGGAGAAGCACAAGUCUCAAUGCAUUCAACAGAUUCGUGAAGCAGAGUAUAACAAGUUACUCAGCGGACUCUUUCAAAUCCCAACUGAAAUUACGGAAGUACUUAAGGUGUUGAUUUUCUGGAAAGACACUCCAAAAGAACCUGUCAUCUAUGAUGGUUUGACUUUGGAUGAAAAACAGGUUCAUAUUGAAGAGUUGAAGAAGAAGGAUGUGUUGUUGUUCAUUUCAACCCUGGAAAUCAGCCAAGAAGACAUCUCAAUGUUGAUUAAAAUUGAUCAACAUAUAAAGAAAAAAGGAAACCAGCACAAGAUUGUGUGGGUUCCCAUUGUGGAGGAAUGGGAUGAUGGGAUGCAUAAAACAUUUGAAUCUUUGAAGUCGAAGAUGCCUUGGUAUGUGGUGAAUCACUUUGCACCUAUAAAAGGCAUCAAAUACAUAAGGAAGGAAUUGCAUUUCAAACAGAAGCCUAUGGUUGUUGUGUUGAGCCCACAAGGAAAGAUUCUACAUCCAAAUGCAUUUCAUAUGAUUCAAGUUUGGGGGAUAAGGGGCUUCCCUUUCUACAAAUCCAAAGAAGAAACAAUGAGCCCAACAUUAGAGUGGGACGUUCUUGAUUCCCUGGUUGUUGACAUUGAUAUAAAUAUUGAAUGGGUGGAGAAAAAAUAUGUCAUCAUUUAUGGAGGUGAAAAUAAGGAAUGGACUGAAAAACUCACUAACUUUAGUACCACUAUUAAGGACACAAAUACUUUACUUGAUGUGUUUUGCUUGGAGAAUUAUGAGAAAAAUGUGGUUACCAAAUUUUGGAAAAAGGUAGAGAGUUUGGUUUUCAUCAAAAUGCAUGAGGAAACAACCAUUGUAAAACAACAGGUUGAGAAGUUGCUUUCUUACAAGAAUGAGACAGGAUGGGCAAUUUUAAUCAAAGGGUCUACUGUCACUGCUGUUGGUCAUAAGACUACAAUUUCCAAGACAAUAGAAGAGAUUGACCAAUGGAGAGGUGUCGUGGUCGAAAAGGGAUUUGACGUCGCAUUUACAGAACAUCAUAAAGAUGUUGUUCCUACAAAGGAGUAUAUUUGCUCUAACCUUGAGAUUUUUAAUUUUGGCCGAAAAAACCCAGACAUUAUUUACUGUCCACAUUGUGACGAGCCAAUGGAAAUGGUUAUUACCUACAAGUGUUCCCGUGGUAAGAAUGUCCCCAGUCUUGAGGUUUAG